Annulohypoxylon truncatum is the source of this 699-nucleotide messenger RNA. RefSeq lists its product as uncharacterized. The record is from RefSeq and is a predicted model, not a curated record. The transcript is spliced from 3 exons. The coding region runs from base 1 to 699 and encodes 232 amino acids. Lineage: Eukaryota; Fungi; Ascomycota; Sordariomycetes; Xylariales; Hypoxylaceae.
AUGAUGUUCACUCCUACUGUCCUUGUCCUCGUGGGCGCUCACCAGGUCGCCGCUCACUUCAAGAUUGACUACCCGGCCUGGCGCGACGACUCGCUCAGCGAGACUCAGAAUUAUUCGCAGUGGACCUACCCUUGCGGUGGUGUUCCCGACCAUGUCGGUAACCGAACCGACUGGCCUAUCCAGGGCGGUGCCGUCGCCCUUACUCUCCACCAUCCUUGGACCUUCCUCUGGAUCAACAUCGGUCUCGGCAAUGAAGUCACCAACUUCAACAUGUCGCUCACCCCCGAGCUGAUGAACGUGUCCGGCCGUGGUGACUUCUGUCUUCACGACAUGAUUGUCCCUAUGGACAUCAUCGACGGCACUAACGCCUCCAUUCAGGUUGUCACCAGCGGCGGUGGUGAUGGUGGUGAGGGCUCUGCCUUGUACAACUGUGCCGACAUCACUCUUCGAACUGAUGCCAAGAUUCCCAACGGCGUGUGCAAGAACACCAGCACCAUGUCUCUCACCAUGCUCGGCGAUGGCUGGACCCAGCCCCUCGCCGUCAAUGGCACCGACAACAUGACUGCCACUGUCACUUCGGUCGUCACUGUGACCGCAACUGCCCAGCCUAGCUCGGCUGUGGGAGGAGUCGCAGAGGGAAUCGUCUUCGCCGUUGUCAUCGGCUUCGCAUGCGUCUUCGCUACAAUCCUGUGCAUCUAA